CUAAAAGCGAACCUACAAAAGGCUGAAAAUUCCCAGGUGGCGAGAAUAUAAUUUAUGUACGAACCAAUCAGAUACAAGAUAUCGAGUCACGAAUUUUGGCGCAAAAUUCAUCCGUAUUGCCAUUAUAGCUGAUGUUAGUUCGUGAUGAAAGCCCUAAGUCUACUUUUGAACCCUUACCAUAAACUUCCUAAUCAGUAGGUGUCCACCCUCAGGGUCACUUCAGCUUCGCUCAAACAUCGUCCGUAAUUUAUACUCUCACCCCAUUUCUUCUAUUAUCAAAUUAUGAAUGCAUUCUGUUUGUUUCAAAUCAAACAUCAUUAUAAUAUGGAUAAUGCAGAUGCUAAAGGAUCUCGACGUCUCAACCCUUUUAAUUGUAAUACAAACGAACAGCAGAGUCUCAUAUCUGCUCUAUAUGAUGCCCCAACUCUCACAAACUUCAGAGUGAAAGGUUUUUUAGAAUAUCUAUCUAGCGAUUAUUUCAGCAUACCCUUCGCACGCAUCAACGAGAAUUCAUCAGUGGAGGAGUUGAAAGAUGCAAUUCUCAAAUGCAAACAUAUGUUCUUGGCUUUAUCUAACGAGCCGUCGGGAAGAAAAGAUCGCAUAUUAGAUCGGUUGAUUCAAUUAAGGAGGAUUUUACAGGAUGUUAAGGAGUUCUCAGGUGUGUCGACGAAACCAAGUUCCUGUUAUUUUGGAUCUUCACCUCGUUUUUCAGAGCUAUAUUUAUUAUCACGUAGCUUAUCUCAGAUGUCUCUGCCAUGUUUGCCUUACCGAAUUAUGGGUCCUGAGGGUUCACGUCCAUCUGUGCACCAUACUCCUUUCCCUGGUGGUCACGAUUUCCAAAGUGUUUCUGCGAUGCGUCAUCUGGGUGGAACGUGCGAAUAUUGUAGGCACUCAAUUCUUGGUCCGGUUGGCAAAAUAUUACGUUGUCGGGCAUGUGGUGUUAUGUGUCAUUUUGAUGGAUGUCCUAAUAGCCUAACACGUCGGUGUCCAGGUGCAUUACUUUUUCCCGGUACUAGUACUAAACACCAUAUGGGAUGUCGGCGUUUACGAACGGAAAGUGAAAGCGGCACUCAUAAUAAUCCAAAGUUUCAUCUUACUGGAGUUACUUUAUUUGAUACUAGACGUCGUAUUUCAUAUAAACAUUUGGAAGUUUCCAACUUAUCUUUUCUUUCGGCAGAUCUAACUUUACAAUCAUGGACUUGUGCAGAAUGUCUGAGAUCCAUUGAUUUUACACCAUCAUAUACAAUUUUAUCAGGACGUUUGAAUACACGUAAUCUGGGUAAAACAAUCAAUGAGGUCAUUGAAACGGGUAUUGGUGUACUUAUUGGAAAAGCUUUUCAAGAUAUAUUACCAAAACACAACUCUAUAGAUCACGUGACGUCUUACCUAAGUUCUCAACAAUUGUCUUUGCCUACCUAUUUAUUGAAACCUAUUUCUACAGGACCAUCUGUAGUAGGAUCCAAUCAAUCAAUUGAUAACCUAAAAAAAUAUGCUGCUUUUGCUUCUCAUAGCGCUUCUGAACCAAUCCAAACAUGGUAUGACGCGUUUGUUAUGGAGGCAUUUGAAAAAGUCAGUCGUCGGAUUUCAUCAUCCUUAUUUAUCAAAACUCAAAACGGACGCUUAACGAUAGAUAAACAAGCAAGUGAGCUAAAUGUAUUAGAGAAUUAUGCUGCAGACACUGCAUGCACUAUGGAUUCUGCUCGUUUAUGCUACUACUCAGGAUAUUUUUAUUGUUCUAGGUGUCAUUGGGGAGAUACUCACCAAAUUCCAUCUUGGAUGUUUGUUCUGGGUGAUUAUGAACCUAAACCGGUAUGUCGAACCGCGUAUUUGUGGCUAAAUUAUGCUUGGUCACGCCAUUUAUUCCGCGUUCCUGUAUCGUGGUAUUAUCAUGAACCGUUGGCCAGACAAGUAUGUUCUAUUCGUACUAGGAUUUUCAGACUACAACCAUACUUCAAUAUAUGUUCAGGUGCAAAACUCUGCAGUUUAGAUUUUGAAGUAAGAAUACAUACUUUUGCGCAAAUUAAGAAUUCUUACUUAGAUACUAAGUAACAACUUCAGUGAAGAAAUAUGUCCUUUUAAUUCACUUUAAAUCGUGACUCGAUACUAAUUUAUUCAUUUUUAUAAUUGAUAAUGAAACUUGUACAAAUAAACUGGUGACAAGUUUGUUAACUAUGCAACAGAAAUUUCAGAAUUAUUCAUAAAAAACAAUAGCGAAUUAUUGAGGCUAUAGGUAAGAUAUCUAGGCAAACAGAAUUAUUAUAUUUAACUUUAUAAUUUGGUCCAAAUUGUUUUGCAAAACUGACAAACUACGUAAUAACUAGUAAAAGAAUUCAAAAACCUUAUAAAAAGUUUUAACGAUUUGUAAUUACGAAUAAAAUGUUGAAUAUCAGCAUUAGUUAUAAAAGCGACAAUAAUUAUAAUGUGAAAAAGUAGCAUAUCAUAUGUAAAUCAUCCAUGACAUAUGUUGUAAGGCGAAAGCUCGAAGAGUAAUUGUCCGAAUCUCGGCGAAAUAGAAAUUUAUAUACUCUUUAUUAGUUAAUAAAUAUAUAAAUGGACAACCAGUCUGUCACUAAAUAAUGUAUAGGGUGGUUUUAUGUGACAUAUAAUGUGCCUUGAGGGUUGUAAUAAGUUUUUAUUGUCCUAAAACAGAGUAUUUCCGUUACCAAAACCCAUUCAUUUCAUAAGCCAGUAUAUGUCUGGGUACUUUAUUAGGUCAUAUAUACGAUUACCCACAAUUUUUGGAAUAUUUAUAUAAAGGUUCGAUGGGAGGUUGAAAAACAGUCUCAAACCUCGUGAAUGAAAUCCCUAUUUUAAAGUGCUUGCGUACUACAGUGUCCAUUAUUCAAUACUUCAGUAGUGAUGUACUUUGGUUGUAAACUUAAUUCAAGUAAAAAGGAACGAGUUCUUAUCAAUUUAUGUUUCGGGAAGAAUUUAGAUCUUCAGGAGUAAAUUAUUUCUUGUAAUUUCGCUUCAGCAGAAUAUCACUUUCAGUUUAUAUAGUGGGAUAAUAAACCUUUUCUUAUGAAUGCUACACAGUAUAGCCACUAAUUGUAUCACCUACAAAGCUAUUCACAAACCAAUUGCUAACUGUAGGGUUGGCUUUUGAAUUUCGCGCAUAAAGUUCUACACUACAAAAACGUUUUCUGAUCAGUACAAUAACUCUAUUCCUUUUAAUCUUUCAUUUAAACCUCUAGUAAUUCUUUUUUUAAAAAAAUUAAAUAUAUAAUUCCAAUGUUUUUACACGAUUAACUAAUUUAGGAUUGCUUGAUUUACGCUGAUUUUAUUGUUGGCUAUUAGUCAAGGCGAGUUAGAAAGAUAUUUCUACGCCCAGUUCGUACUUUGCUUAAGCAAGCUUCUAAUCACUUAUGCAUGCUGUAUAAAUUGUUAUUUACUCAGUUAAGCACAUCAUAGUGUGAAAAAACACUACAAAAUGCACCUGACAAAUGUGAAGCUACAAUAUUAUAAAAAGAUUAAAAAAAAGAAGGAUAGCGCAGUCGAUAAACAAAUGAACAGAAACGUUAUGUCAUAAAAGAUUGGAUUCAGUUGAAAAUAAAAUCAAGAGAGCUUUGUUGUAGUCAAGAGAGCUCAUGUCUUUUCUAAGAAUAAAAAUCUACAGAAGGAUCACCACCAGCUCUUACACUCUCAUAUCUGUUAGCGCCUCAAGCUGCUGAACUUCACCAUAUCUAGAACUCUAACUGGGAAAUCUUGAUGAACCGAUAGAUCUUAGUUUUAAGUUGUUAUCUUUCGUAUCACAUCUUUGUAUCGUAACCCAAAUACUUCUCCGCUUUUCUUGCUCAGUUGGGAAAAUAAUGGGCAAUAUGGGAGCCACUGAGACUACAUUCGUAAUACAUAAUAGCAAUCGGUGUUUCAAUAGUGCCACCAACUGAAAUAUCAUCACUAUCCCUGAACACAUGUUCAUGAAUGUUGAUAGUGAAUGUGACCAAUCCUUCAGAACAAGAGAAUCUGAACUGCUGUCCGAGGUACGAGAGCGUUGUUUUACUUCUCAGCUGACUUGAAAUGGGAACUAAAUCAGCAGUUAUCUUAGUGACCUAAAGCCAUGACCACAAAGCCCAAGUGAUGGAUGCUUAAGGUCAAUCACACAUGGCCUUUUUGUGAGAGGUUUUUGCUGUCUUAGUCCCGUACUUCAGAAGUCUCACCAGCGGAGACACCUAUCCUUGGGUUGAGGUGAGGUGUGACAAUUUAGAGUGACCUUUUAUAAAAACUUUAUUUUGCUAUGAGAAGGCAGCAUCGCUAUAGACACUGGUUACUCUAAAGAAACACACCCCAGUACAGUAAACAGGACGAAUUCGUUCUCGAAUCUUAAGUUGCUUCUUUUGAUGCCCAAGAAACGUGUUGCAGCCAGUUUAGCUCGGUUCAGUCGUUACGAUAGGCAAAAUUGACCACUACGUCAAGACAGCAACUGCAGCAUAAGUUUAAUUACAUUUAGUCUUCUCGUGUUAACUAACUUUCUUACCAUUUUCUAAAUUAUUUGCAAACUUCUAAGAAAUGUGGUCUUGAAUGGUUUCUUGAGCAACCGUAUACAUUCACCAUGGAUUUAAUAAGUCAAGUAUUGAAUGGGAAACUGAUUGUACAAUUGACAAAUUUCUUAUCUAAAGUAAACGAACACAUUGAGCAAUGUCAGGUAAGAUUGUGUCAUUUAAUGUAUUCAUAAAUAAUAUAAUUUUAACCCUUUGAAUCCUAGUUUUGUAUGAACUUACAUAUAUAUGGAGGCCAGUAAAUUUCGGUUUUUGUACUUUUUGUGUAACUAUUGUAUUUGGAUCUAAACAAAUUAUUCUACACCUUAUAGGUAUGUGAAACUCACAUUCCGAGUUAUUGUGUAGUUUGCAAUGAGGGGCCUACACGCCCAUAUCAUAUGAAAAUGGCGUUUUGUAAUCGAUGUAAUAAAUCGUGUCAUCGAUCUUGUUUGUCCGUGCCAUUACCCAUCUGUCUGAAAGAUACCCCAUUCUAUGUGGAGAUCAUUAGAACGUACGGAUUAUCCGAAUUAGGUUUUGACUGGAAUGAAGCUGAGGAUGAGUGGAUUGAAGUACUUUAUCCUUCCUUAUGUGUGCUAUGCAAACAAUGUGGUUUGCACUGAACUAACAUCAUUGUUUAAUUCGAUGGACAGAUUUUUCAGUCAUAUUCGUGUUAUCGUCGAACACUGUUCUCAUGCACUUCCAUUUUUCGAUUGCAUAUUUCUCAAGAUAUCGCUGCGUAAUUUCUUGAUUCGAUGAAUUUGUAUAUAUUUGGGAUAAACCUUCUUGUAGGUAUGCAUGAAUAUGUAGUGUUUUGUCUCCUUAAUUUUACAUUUACUUUCACUGAUUUCAUAUUGUUUUUCGUAACUGUACUUAAUAAUUUUAAUUUAAUGCACUUCAAUAAAGUAAAUAUUAUGACUGCUA
Molecule: messenger RNA, 5396 nt
Organism: Schistosoma intercalatum
Lineage: Eukaryota; Metazoa; Platyhelminthes; Trematoda; Strigeidida; Schistosomatidae
Source: the annotation of a GenBank genome assembly